Molecule: messenger RNA, 356 nt
Organism: Paramecium tetraurelia
Lineage: Eukaryota; Ciliophora; Oligohymenophorea; Peniculida; Parameciidae
Exons: 2
Biological process (GO): translation
Cellular component (GO): cytosolic large ribosomal subunit; ribosome
Molecular function (GO): structural constituent of ribosome; RNA binding
Source: RefSeq, a predicted model, not a curated record
UUUAUUAAAAUUUCAAUGGCAAGAGGUACUCCAGCAAUCGGUAAGAGACAUCAAAAGACUCAUACUUUUUGUAAAAGAUGUGGCAGAUAGACUUUCCAUAUUUAAAAAAAUAGAUGUGCAUCAUGCGGAUAUCCAGCUGCAAGAUUGAGACUUUACAGCGGAUGGGGAGAGAAAGUCGCUAGAAGAAGAUCAACAGGAACAGGAAGAAUGAGAUAUUUGAAAUCUAUUGCUAGAAGAGCAAAGAAUGGUUUCAGAGCAGGAACAUAGGCUUAACCAAAAGUUAAAAAUACAUAAAAAAAGUGAUUUAAAUCAAAUGCUUAAUAAAUAGUACAUUAAUGUUUAAUAUUUAACAAGAA